AUGGCGGCUGAUAUGGCGGAGGCUCCUCUUGCCAUUGGGGACUUCGAGGACGGCAUCUUGGUGAGCUUCAUGAAUGCGCUCUCGCUUCCCACCUUGGCAGAGCUUGAAGCCAAGGGUCUGUUUCCGGCUGCUGGUAUUCGCCUCUACCAGUAUGCCACGGUGGACAGGUUUUCCUCUCUCCCGUUGAGGACCACUGAGAUUGGAGUGUUCUCUGUGGACGAAAUUAAGCGGGCAACGCUGGAGCUUUGGCGGGACUAUGGCACUGGGCGGCAGAUUGACGUCUACCUCGUGGUCCCACAACCUGAUGAGCAUGUUCUCAGCGGCUUGACCUUUGUCAUUGACAUUUUCCAUUUUGACUAUCCUCUGGCGGCUCGCUCCUUGGUCCUGCUUGAGCUCACCAGUUGGACUUUGGAUGAUUCGGGUCCUGGCGCCACGACUUCGUUGGUCUUGAGGGCUGGGAUGCUUCCGACGCGAGCCAGACCUGUGGAUUGGAACCGUGAGGUUGGCCUUCCUGAUGGUUCGGUUGUCAUCGCUCGGGGUCGGCCUCUGCCUACGUGGUCCCCUGCGGAGAUCUCUAUGGGUGACUUGAUCACCUUUUUGGCUGAUGCUCCUCGCUCUCAGCUUGACUCUCCUUUGGUUUACGAAAUCCAACCGGACUUCGAGGAGGUCAUCAGGCGAGCCCUGCGCGCUACACCACCGAUGCAGGGGGUGACUGUGGUCCUGCAUGGGUUCUGGGAGGGCAGAGCUAUCCGCCGCAGAGCCUUUUCUACCUGGCGGCCAGUAUUGGAAGAUGUCCGACAGCUUGCCCAGUCCAUUGCAGAGAGUUUCACGGACCUUGCCCCACGGCCAUUUCAUCUGGUUGCUGCCCGAGUUCCUGAGCAAUUUUUUCGAGAGGACGGCAGCCUUGAAGUUGUGGUCUUUGUCAUUUUUGACCGCCCUUCUUCAGCUCGGCCAGUUUUGCUACGACAACUUGAAGGAGGCUAUUUGGUCCGCGACAUCCUCUUGCUGGUUGAGCAUCAGACUUCAAUUUCCUCCAUGCUGCAGCAAGCUGAGUGGGCGGCUUCUGACAUUGAGGCCAGCUGGUUCCAUGCGGCACAACCUCAACCUUGGGUUGACAUUAUGGAGGUCCUGGUUCCAGCCCAUGGUGAUGUUUUUGAUGUGGUGUUGGGACUUCUUUCAGAUGAUGCCGCAGACGAGGCUCCAUCUCUCCUUCAGUUCGACGCCCGUCUCUUCUCCUCCUUCUCCUUGGUUGAGGACUUCAAGGCUGCUGCGCCCAUUGAUUCGGCCCCCGCUCUGCAACCGUUGUCUUUGGAGGAGCUUCUGCCUCAAUUGGGUAAGCGUGAGGGCAUUUCCUUUGAAGAUGUGUCCUGCUUUUGCUCAGAGCUUUACACUAUGCCAGCAGUCAUGGAAUUCCGCACCAUGGUGGGCCUUCGAUAUGGCCAAAUGGGCGCUGCUGUGGUGGCCUAUGUGCGUACUGGCUCUGGCUGGUUCUUUGGUGGCUUCAUUGCGUUUCAUCCUCCACCUCAGCAUGACUUUGCCAGCUCGUACUUGGCUGAGCUUUUUGCUUUAGUUGGGGCCUACAAAUGGGCGCAAGACCUGUUGCGCCACCAGUGGAAGCUCCAUGGUGCCCUUCCUUUGGUUUCGGUUGGCUUUGACUCCACAAGCGCGGGCUAUGGGGCCACUGGUCAUUUUGAGAUUCGGCACGCUACCUUGCUCCGGGAUGCUCUACGUGGACUUCAUCACUGGAUUCUCUCCGAGUUUGGGAUCUAUGUGGAAGGCUUCCAUGUGGCUGCACACACUGGAGAACCUGGCAACGAGAGCGCCAACUCGCUGGCUUUUGCUGCUGCUGGUGGCGAGGUUGACACCGGCUUUGCUCUUAUUUUGGACAAAUUCUGGCGGCAGCGACUGAAGGCGGGCCUUUGGCCUGGUGCUGGUUUUGCUUUCGUGGUGAAUUCGCUGACUGUUGGUUGGACCACUUCUUGCACUUGGACCGGGUUGGAGCAGCGUGCCUCUCUGACUUUCAAGGUUUCGACCAUCAACAUCCUCACCGGGGAUCCUGCAGGGGAGGAGCGAUCCGUGGGCAUGCUUUGCAACCCGCGUUUGGAGGGGCUCCUCCGACAAGCUGAUGAGGCUGGUGCGCUUCUGCUGGGCCUUCAAGAGACCCGUCUCCGAUGGAGUGGUACAAGGACUCUGGGACAUCACUUCAUCAUCCAGACGGCCUCCACACAGGGACAUUUCGGAGUGGCACUUGGCAUCUCGCUCAAAACCUGCUACGGUCUUGCCAGUGGCGUCGAGCUUUUCUUCAAACCUGCGGAUUUCAGUGUGAUUGCGGAAGAGCCACGGCUUCUCUUGGUGAAGGUUGACGCCUCCCACCUUCGCUGCCUAAUUUUGGUUGCUCACACUCCUCACUCUGGCCAUUCAGAUGCUGAACUUGCUGAUUGGUGGCGGCAUCUUCGCACUGUGAUCCCUGCUAAAUAUAAGUCUUGGGAUCUUUUGUGCUUGGGCGACUGGAACGCCCGGCUCGGCUCAGUGAUGUCUCAGCAUGUGGGCUCGGCAGGGGCCGACGUUGAAUCGGUCAACGGCGGCUGGCUUCAUCAGUUUAUGGCUGAUCGAUCUCUUUGGGCGCCAUCUACCUUUGAGGAAGUGCAUUCUGGCCUACAUGGUACUUGGCAACAUCCUCGCACUCUGGCUUGGAGCCGGUUGGACUUUGUUGUGCUUCCUUCGGCUUGGCACUGUACUGCCUCCUAUGUUGACGACACCUAUGAUGCGGCUCUUGGGCAUUUGGACCACAGUGCUGUUUCGGCGGAGGUCAACUUUGCAGGGGGAUGUAUUCCCUCUUCUGGAAAGGUUGUACAUCGGCCAGGCCCUCGGCUCCACCUGGCACCCAUGUCGUUGGCCACCUCAUUGCCUUUGUGCCUUGCUAGUUGCUCACCACCACCUUCGCAGGUUGACGUGCAUUCGCAUGCUGCCUGGCUGAGCUCUCAGCUAGUUGCUUUGGGCAGUCGAUGCGGAUCCGUCCUGGCGGCUGCCCCUCGUCGGGCUGGACUUACGGCUGGCACAUGGCAGUUGCUGCUCCAAAAGCGGUACCACCGCAACACCAUGAUGCGAGCGCAACGGCAACUUCGCCUUUGGCUGCUACGUCAGAUCUGGCGUGGCUGGAGCUCAAUUGUCUGCUCCCGAGCUACUUGGCUCCUCGAGCAGCAGCCGUGCCUCAAAAGCUUUGACUUUGAUUUCGCCUUCCACUGGAUGCACUUUCGCAGAACCGCCCGACUUGUCUGUUCCGCUCUACUUAGAUGA
Durusdinium trenchii is the source of this 3297-nucleotide messenger RNA. The record is from the annotation of a GenBank genome assembly. NCBI's taxonomy places the organism in Eukaryota, Dinophyceae, Suessiales, Symbiodiniaceae.